This is a messenger RNA of Ylistrum balloti, 4388 nucleotides long. Its product is annotated as integrin-linked protein kinase-like. NCBI's taxonomy places the organism in Eukaryota, Metazoa, Mollusca, Bivalvia, Pectinida, Pectinidae. Gene Ontology annotation, molecular function: ATP binding; protein binding; protein kinase activity. Gene Ontology annotation, cellular component: stress fiber; focal adhesion. The record is from RefSeq and is a predicted model, not a curated record. The transcript is spliced from 13 exons. Bases 288 to 1709 code for a protein of 473 amino acids. Gene Ontology annotation, biological process: substrate adhesion-dependent cell spreading; integrin-mediated signaling pathway; cell-matrix adhesion.
UGACUUGAUAUUCCAUGUAUACAUUUACUGUGGAAGACCUGUGUUCGGAAAGGUUUUCGUAGAACUUUCUAUCUAGUACAACGUUUUCAAAUGAGCAUACAGUAUAUGUAACUGUAUAGUUGUAAUGAUGAACUAAAAAGGUUUAUGACAACGUUUCUAAGUUGGUAUCAUCGACGACGGUGUUUAGUACCAGCAGGGACGUAUGUUUAUGUCUUUGGUGGUAAAAAAGCAUAGAACUGUAACAGCCAGAAGCUUUGACCACUACAAAAAGACAUCUUAAUACAGACAUGGACGAUAUCUUUACGCAAGUGAGAGAAGGGAAUGCUUUUCAUGUACGGGUAUGGUUGGACAACACCGAGAACGACCUGAACCAGGGAGAUGACCACAGGUUCAGCCUGCUCCAUUGGGCAGCAAGGGAGGGGCGUAAUAACAUUGUGGACAUGCUCAUACAGAGAGGGGCACGCAUUAAUGCUACAAAUAUGGGGGAUGACACCGCACUACACUUGGCUGCCAGCCAUGGUCACCGGGACAUAGCUCUUAUGCUGCUCCACAACAAGGCAAAUAUCAAUGCUGUGAAUGAACAUGGAAACACUCCGCUGCACUAUGCAUGCUUCUGGGGACAUGACUUUGUUGCUGAGGACUUUGUUAACAAUGGAGCUCUUGUUGGCAUUGCUAACAAAUUUGAUGAGACACCACUGGACAAGGCAAAAACAAGAUUAGCUGAGGCCUUAAGAGAUCGAGCCUUACAACUUGGACAGGAUCUACAGAAAAUUCCGUUUAAGGAUCGCAGCUGGCUGGGUUACAAGACCAGGAGUAGGGAUGCCUUGUUGUCUAGACACACUGGUAUAGACAUAGCACAGCUGAACCUCAGUAAACAUGUAACCACAACGCACUCAGGGGAGCUCUGGCGGGGACAGUGGCAAGGCAAUGACAUCGUUGCUAAAAUACUCAAUGUCAGGGAAUGCACAACCCGUAAUUCACGUGACUUUCAGGAGGAAUUCCCUCGUCUGAGAAUUUUCAAUAACCCAAAUGUGUUGCCAGUCCUGGCUUGUUGUAACCAGCCCCCAAACUUGGUAGUGAUCAGUCAGUUCAUGCCCUAUGGCUCCCUGUACAACGUCCUGCAUGGAGAAACAGGUAUUGUCCUUGAUCAGAACCAGACAUUGCGAUUUGCCAUUGAUAUCGCACGUGGGAUGGAGUUUCUGCACUCAAUGGACCCCCUCAUCCCCAAUGUUGUUCUGACCAGUAAACAUGUAAUGAUUGACGAGGAUUUGGCAAAGAUAAAUAUAGAUGAUCCUAAGUAUUAUGGUCCGGAUGGCACGGUUAAUGGGAUUGAUGAAGACUUGACAGCAAGAAUUAACAUGGCUGACUACAAGUUCUCUUUCCAUGAGAAAGGCAAGCUGUACAAUCCAGCUUGGAUGGCUCCAGAAGCUUUGCAGCGUAAACCAGCAGACAUCAACCAACGUGCAGCAGAUAUGUGGAGCUUUGCUAUGGUAAUGUGGGAGCUGGAGACAAGGGAGGUACCUCACGCAGAUAUGGCACCGAUGGAGGUCGGCAUGAAGAUUGCAAUGGAGGGUCUACGCAUCAACAUCCCCCCAGGCAUUGCAUCACAUUUGUCGCGUCUCAUCAAGAUCUGUAUGAAUGAGGAACCAGGCAAACGCCCCAAGUUUGAUAUGAUCAUCCCUAUCCUGGAAAAAUUGAGGCAAAGAUAAAGAGAAACUCUUUGUUGUAUACAAGCGGGGGAGAAACUAGGAUGCAAUUGACAACAUAUUAAUGUAACAUAGUCUUUAUAUUCUCUGUGUCAGUGACAUGCUUAAACAACACUGGGCAACACUAACUUAUAUAUCAUGUUUGGUUUAUAAUGUAGUGUUGUCUACUGGAAGAGUGUGUUUUUGUAAGUUUAAAUUCUACACACAACUUAUACAAGGUUUUCUUUAAUGAUAAGAAAACACUGCAGCAGUCAGUGUACCUAGCAUAAAAAAAUAUGAACUAUGAAUUUAAAACUCCAAAGUGUGUGUUUUCAUUCAAUAGAAUUACACCCCUAGACUCCCCAACUGUCAACCUGUUAAAAAAUUACAACCAUGUUUCAAAGAUUUGAUUUCAAAAUAUUUUAACAUUUUUGUUAAUUUAUUAAAUAUUAGCUUUCAUAAGAUUUUUUUUGUUUUGUAAGUAACUUUUAAUGAGCAGACAGUUGUAACCAUGAAUGUGAAUACCAAUGGGAGUUUGUUUUACUAUUAUUUAAUAGCAUGGAAAACAUUAUCAAAUCUGAUGCUGAUAACAGUACAUUUCAAGCAGUUAGAUUUAUGCUGAGAAAGGACAGAGGGUAGGGUAUUGAAAAUAUACAGAAACUAAAACAUUCUGUAAUUAAUAUACACAUCAAGUGAUUUACUGUUACGGAAGGAAGCCUGUUUGAAUAUGUUUACUGACACAGGGAAAAGACUACAAUAUCUCGUAUGAUAUGGUGCUAUUAGUUAAAUAAUACCAAAAUGUAACUUUAUGUAACUUAUACAUGUUUAUAUAUGUAUGGUCAAAUAUUAUGACUUCUGCUUAUUUAUUUGCAUGAUUGUAUGUACAUGUGUAUGGUGUAUUUUUAUCUCGUAUUAUACAUUUUAAUGAAUUGAUAGCAUUGUCGUGAAAACCAAGUUCGUUAGCUUUACACAUACUUUUGUUAUAUAUGUUAAUAACUGCUUGCUUCUUUACCUAAAUUGAUGUAGUGUGACUUACUUAAUGUACAAUACUGCCAUUUUUAAUAAAUUGUUUACAGUGUAAGUUUUCACGGGGAUUGUAUUUCGUUGUUGUGGGGAUAUAAAUGAAGGAAAUAAUGAUAAAGUUUAAAUCAUAAAGGGAGUCUCAAUCUCCCUUUCAUCAUCGCAGUAGACAAUGCAUUAUUGACCCCAUUCAAUGAGAAUAGUUAGGAUGCACUCUUAUCCCUGGUUGCUGUGCCUUUUUCAUGUUGUGAUAUAUAAGUUUUGUUGAUAUGUACAGACAGAUUGUUUCUUUGAAAUACACAACAGAUAGCUUUAUGACAUUGAAUCUUAUUUUGUGAACUGCAACAAAAACAUUUCUGCAUUGCUUCAGACAGAAUCUGACAAUCUCGCAUCAUAUUUUUUACUCCACUUUAUUAGAUUUUCAUUUCUUGCUCAUCCAUUUUAUUAGCUUUUUCAUUUUUUUUGCUCAUAGUGAAAACAUCAAAUGCAUAAAGAAGUAAAAAUGUUACAAUUUCAGACAGAAUUCAUCAAUACUCAAUAUCAGUCUUCCAUAAAUUAUCUCCAGAACAAUCCAAAGUUGUAUGAUGCUGUAAAAUUUUUUUUUUAAAUCGUCCAGAGAAGUGAGCAAAUAAAGAUGAAUAAUUAUGAUAGUAUUGUAUAACAUAUAUUCAUUAAUUCAAAACAAUUAAUUAAUUCUAAGGUAACUUUGUUGAUUGAAGCAUUUUUUUUAUCCGGUGGUUAUUGUCCUUUAUCACAGUUCAGUUUUAAUCAACAAGUAGUAUCAGAAUCUGAAUACCUUUACACAAGUUUUCCUGCAAAAUGAGAUUAUAUAAGUGAAUAAUUCACAAAGUCGACUAUUUAUAGAAAAUAAUAGAAAAUAGUCAGUGUUAAGUAGAGUGCUUUAAAAGGUAAUGAAAGGUCUUUAGGAAUACAUGUAAAAUUAUCUGUAAACAUUGAUCUCAUUAUCAUGUGUUGUUUAAACAUUGAUAUCAGUUUACAAAAUAGAAUGAUCUGGAAAUGUGUUACAGAUACUCCCUACAAUAGUCACAGGAAAUGCCCAAUGUUAUAUGUAAUAUGUGUGUAUAAAUUUACUGUGCCUUUUGUUAUUACUUUCCGAUCUAAAAUUAAAUGCUGAUUAUUUUAUAGCAAAUUUAAUGGUUGAAUAUAUUAUUUUACAUGAAAAUAAAUACAUUUGUAUUUGAAGAAUUGAUUAAGAAAUUUUUGUUACACAAAAUAAACUGUGGAAUUUGAAAUACUUAAACAAUUUCAUAUAUGAAUUAGGAAUACAAGAUUAUUUGCUCAAAAUUGAACUAAAGAAACAAAGCGCUGUCAUAUGCUAAAGCAAAUUUUCUUACAUUGCUAUUUUUUCUCCAGAGAAAUUGCAAUAAUAACACAUUCAAUAUGUGUUUGAUCAAGCUAUGAAGAAAAUAUUGUAAACGUAUUCAGUUUUGGUAAUCAAAUUUUAGCUCUUUAUUACUUUUUGGCACAUUAGCGCAUUCACAAUGGUUGUUACAUAGAUAACAGUCAGACACUGUAAUUAGCCCAAUACUUUCAGGGCAAAAACCACUAAAAUAAACUAUCGCCAAAAUAUGUACGUUUACAUUAUAAUGUUGAUGAUGUUACUUGUAGAACAAGGUAUAGAACUGUAUAGAUUUAUCUGCAUUAAAAAAAUCUUACUCAAAA